Stegastes partitus (bicolor damselfish) is the source of this 1225-nucleotide messenger RNA. It is a transcript of the gene drd4a, whose product is annotated as dopamine receptor D4a. Gene Ontology annotation, cellular component: plasma membrane. NCBI's taxonomy places the organism in Eukaryota, Metazoa, Chordata, Actinopteri, Pomacentridae. The transcript is spliced from 4 exons. Gene Ontology annotation, molecular function: dopamine neurotransmitter receptor activity, coupled via Gi/Go; G protein-coupled receptor activity. The record is from RefSeq and is a predicted model, not a curated record. Gene Ontology annotation, biological process: negative regulation of synaptic transmission, glutamatergic; phospholipase C-activating dopamine receptor signaling pathway; negative regulation of voltage-gated calcium channel activity. The coding region runs from base 1 to 1143 and encodes 380 amino acids.
AUGGCGGCCAACAUGAGCGCAGCGGCGGAGGCGGCGGCGACGGGAUACAACCUGCCAGCCCUGCUGUUUGGGGUGCUGCUGAUCGUGGUGAUCAUCUGUGGGAACCUGCUCGUGUGUCUGAGCGUGUUCACCGAGAAGGCGCUGAAGACCACCACCAACUACUUCAUCGUCAGUCUGGCGGUGGCGGAUCUGAUGCUGGCGGUGCUCGUGUUGCCGCUCUUCGUCUACUCCGAGUUCCAGGACGGCGUGUGGACCCUCAGCACCACCAUCUGUGACGCUCUGAUGACCAUGGAUGUGAUGCUGUGCACCGCCUCCAUCUUUAACCUCUGCGCCAUCAGCAUCGACAGGUUCAUCGCUGUGUCAAUCCCCCUCAACUACAACAGGAAACAUGUGGACCUACGGCAGGCCGUGUUGCUGUCGGCCACCUGGAUCCUGGCCUUGGCUGUGGCCUCGCCCAUCAUAUUUGGAAUCAACAACGUGCCGGGUCGCGACCCCACUGAGUGUAAACUGGAAAACGAUGAUUAUGUCCUCUAUUCAUCUGUGUGCUCUUUCUUCAUCCCCUGUCCCAUCAUGCUGCUACUGUACUGUGCUAUGUUUCGCGGCCUGCGGCGCUGGGAGGAGGCACGUAAGGCGAAGCUGAAGAACAGCAUCCAGGCCUGCCGCAAACUGCAGGAGGCAGCAGCCUCCCUGCCUCCUCUGGCCUCGCUGCCACCGCCGCUGCCACCUAUCAUAGAGCGGGAAGUGACGGACACUCCCGAUGAACCGUCCACCUUCCAGUCCCCGGAGCAGCCUUUCCCUUCUUCAGAGUGUAAAGACGGCCCUGUGCCGACGGUGAGCUUCACGGACAUCAAGUUCAACCCUGACCCUCGCCGAAGGAAGAGGGCCAAGAUCAACAGCCGGGAAAGAAAGGCAAUGAAGGUGCUUCCUGUUGUUGUGGGUGCCUUCCUGUUCUGCUGGACUCCCUUCUUCGUCCUCCACACAAUGAGAGCUCGGUGUCAGGACUGCCACGUGCCGCCGGCCCUGAUGAGCGUGGUGACGUGGCUCGGCUACGUCAACAGCGCUCUCAACCCCGUCAUCUACACCAUCUUCAACACGGAGUUCAGGAACUACUUUAAAAAGGUCCUGCACCGCUGCUGCUCCUAGAACGUCUGGAGAGGACGCGGCUGCUGAAUGGAUGAUUUUUAAAUGCACAACAGCUGCAACAGGUGCUGCUUGCUGUUGAUUU